AUGCCUGGGGAUUAUGUCGAUCGCGUUAUUGAACGACUUCGAUUGAAAAAUUCUGAUGAAAAGGAAUUUCUUGAAGUUGCUGAAGAAGUACUUAAAAAUCUUCGACCAGUAAUUCAGAAACAUCCAGAAUAUGAAAAAAUGGCUUUACUCGAACGUUUUACAGAACCUGAACGUGUUAUUAUUUUUCGAGUUCCUUGGGAAGAUGAUCAAGGUCAAAUACAUGUCAACCGUGGUUAUCGAGUUCAAUUUAACGGUGCCAUUGGUCCAUACAAGGGUGGUCUACGUUUUCACCCCACGGUCUAUUUGGGUAUUAUCAAAUUUUUGGGUUUCGAACAAAUAUUAAAAAAUUCAUUAACUGGCUUGCCAAUUGGAGGUGGUAAAGGUGGUUCUGAUUUUGAUCCACAAGGUAAAUCCGAUUCUGAAGUUCUUCGUUUUUGUCAAAGUUUUAUGAGCGAACUCUAUCGACAUAUCGGACCUGAUAUUGAUAUACCAGCUGGUGAUAUUGGUGUUGGCGGCCGAGAAAUCGGUUAUCUUUAUGGACAAUAUCGUCGAAUUCGUGGUGCUUUCGAGAAUGGUGUACUAACAGGAAAAGGUAUCGCCUAUGGUGGUAGUCAUAUUCGUAGUGAAGCCACAGGUUAUGGUGCCAUGUACUAUGCUGAAGCAGUACUCAAAGAAAAAGGGGAUUCAUUAAAUGGCAAAGUAAUUGUUUUAUCAGGCUAUGGAAAUGUUGCAUGGGGAGUGUGUCUUAAAGCUCGUGAUUUUGGUUCAAAAGUUAUUUCAAUAUCCGGUCGUGAUGGUUAUAUACAUGAUCCUGAGGGCAUUAAUACUGACGAAAAAAUUGAUUUUCUCUUACGUAUUCGAGGAGAAAAUAAUGUUAAAUUAGAAGAUUAUGCUAAAAAAUUUGGUGUCAAAUUUUAUCCAAAAGAAAAACCAUGGAAUCUAAAAGGUGAUAUUGCUUUUCCGUCAGCAACAGAAAACGAAAUUGAUUUAGAAGAAGCUAAGACAUUAACUGCCAAUGGUGUUAAAUAUGUUUUUGAAGGUGCUAACUUUCCAACUACACCUGACGCCAUUGAAUAUUUCAAGAAAAAUGGUGUUAUUCUUGGACCCGCUAUUGCUGCUAAUGCCGGUGGUGUUGCUGUAUCAGAACUUGAAAUGGCACAGAACUCUACACGUUUAUUGUGGACAAAAGAAAAAGUUGAUUCUAAACUCAAAGAAAUUAUGGUCAAUAUCCAUAAAAAAACCAAAGAAGCCUCAGAAAAAUAUGGUCUUGGCUAUGAUCUUGUUGCUGGUGCUAAUAUUGCUGGAUUUGAAAAAGUAGCUGAAGCCAUGAUUGCUCAAGGAACAUAUUAG
Molecule: messenger RNA, 1350 nt
Organism: Rotaria socialis
Lineage: Eukaryota; Metazoa; Rotifera; Eurotatoria; Philodinida; Philodinidae
Source: the annotation of a GenBank genome assembly